AUGAAGUUGGUAGUGUUCAUAUCGAUUUGCAUUGCUGGUAGUUCAGGUUACUCUACCCGAGUUAUCAAUGGAACCCAAGUUACAUUAGGUGAAUUUCCUUACAUCGUGUCGAUUCAAAUUUUUGGAAGACACAACUGUGAUGGGUCCAUUUUAGACGCAACGCACAUUUUGACAGCUGCUCAUUGUGUACAAGGAUUUGAAUCACAUGAAUUUUAUAUUCAAUAUGGCGUUGUGGAUCUAAAGGAGACUAGAAACAAGAUCAAAGUAUCAGACAGGGUAUACCACGCUGGUUUUAAGAGAACUUACCUUUUCUUUGACAUUGCUAUAUUAACAUUAGAAAAAUCUAUUAAAUUUGAUGUCUAUGCCCAACCCGUACAAUUAUCUGAACCAUGGGCACUCACCCCUGAAAAUGCUCCGCCUGUUUUAGCAGGUUGGGUUUAUCAACAAACAGAUGGAAUUACUAGCCGAUAUUUGAUGAAAGUUGAUUUAACUGUAUUGGAAGAUGAUGUCUAUGAAGCCACCUAUACUAAUUAUAAGAAGCCAACGAACAGUGAAAUUCAGUUGUGCUCUGGUGUUGCACGACGGGUCCAAAUUGGCAUCGUUUCGUGGUCACGGAAACCAUGCACCAAGAAAGGUUUGCUUGGAGUAUUCACCAAAGUAUCGAUGUAUCUUAGAUGGAUCAACAAGCAAAUUCAAAACUCUAAUAAAUAA
This is a messenger RNA of Dalotia coriaria, 711 nucleotides long. RefSeq names its product serine protease 55-like. The transcript has 7 exons. Gene Ontology annotation, biological process: proteolysis. Gene Ontology annotation, molecular function: serine-type endopeptidase activity. The record is from RefSeq and is a predicted model, not a curated record. Lineage: Eukaryota; Metazoa; Arthropoda; Insecta; Coleoptera; Staphylinidae. The coding region runs from base 1 to 711 and encodes 236 amino acids.